AUGGGGACUGUCGAAGAAACUCUGAAGUGCCCUGCUUGCCAGGAUUUAUUUACAGAUCCUGUGAAACUCCCAUGCAGACAUUACUUUUGUCUGACCUGCAUACAAGCUGUCUGUGAGGGGGCUCCACUUUUCUGCCCAGAGUGUCAGAUCCUGCUACCAUCCAACCUCACCCUGGAGAUAGAUGCAAGCCUACAAAGCAAAGUGAAGGACUUCAGUGUCAAAUCAUCAACGUCGGCGCUACUGACAGAAACUAAAUUGUCGUCAACUAUCCGCUGCGACCACUGCAUAGAGACGCCAUCAGAAGCUAUCAGGACCUGCCUGACCUGUGACGCAUCUCUGUGCCAGGCUCAUGCAUUGUUGCAUGAGCAAAGAUCUGCAUUGAGGGAGCACACUGUGGUGGAGAGCAUGUUGGAGACAACUGUGAAACAAUUGCUCCAGAUGAGAUGUGAAGCCGAGAACGCCAUUAAGGACUUGGAGUUCAUGUAUACACAAACGGUGAUGUCCGCAGCGGAUUUUAGAGAGAGGAUCUCAGAUAAGUACAACAGGAUCCGAGUUGUGCUGGAUGGCGACGAGCGUCUGAUGAUGCAGAUCAUUGAUGCAGAAGAAGAAUGCAUGAGCGAGUGGCUGGAAGCGCAGAGAGGAAUCGUGGAGGCGCGCAUCAAGGAGAUAGACCAACUCAGAGUUUCUAGUAAAUUACUCUUACAAGAAACACAUGACUUAAGCUUCAUACAACAAGUUACCACGCAGAAUCUGUGUGACCCGCCAAAAUUGGCACCCAUUCAACAAAUAGACCGAGACCUGUGUGAACCUGACAAGUUGAGAACAGUGGAGAAGCUUGUGGAUGACCUGUCAGUGGCUCUUUCGCAACAUUUUCCUCGAAUGUGGUCCUAUCUAAGUUGUCCUUCUCUGGACUUGAAAACAGCCCACCCAAAGCUGGAGGUAUCCCAAGAUGGGAGACAAGUGUGCUGGAGAGUGCAACCAAACAGUACAUGGGCUCCAACCAUUCAACCAUAUGAUUCCCAAUACAGCGUUUUGGCUCAAAAGAGUUUUACUACUGGCCGACACUACUGGGAAGUCAUCGUACAGGAGAAACCGUACUGGCUGAUUGGUGUGACCACCGGUCCAGUCACUAGAGACAUUUGUCUGAGUCCAAGACCUUCUGGUCUAGGUGUGAAUAAGACUUCCUGGUGCAUCUACCAUAGUGAGGGACAAUAUAUGGCGUGCCAUGACACGCAGGAGAAACAACUCCAAGUUGGGAAGAAAGUCAGAAAGUUGGGCAUACUGGCAAAUCUCCCAAAGGGGGAACUGUCGUUCUACAAUGCAGACACCAUGAGUCUACUUCACUCUUUCUACGUGGAGUGCAAAGAGCCACUUUUCCCAAUGUUUAACCCUUGCAUUGAUGUAAAUGGACUGAACAGGCAGCCCUUGACCAUGUUUUGGAUCAAUGACCCCUGGGACUGGAGUGUCAACACAGAUGGAGGUGAGGAGUGA
This is a messenger RNA of Syngnathus typhle (broad-nosed pipefish), 1491 nucleotides long. RefSeq names its product E3 ubiquitin-protein ligase TRIM69-like. The transcript is spliced from 6 exons. The record is from RefSeq and is a predicted model, not a curated record. Gene Ontology annotation, molecular function: protein binding; metal ion binding. Lineage: Eukaryota; Metazoa; Chordata; Actinopteri; Syngnathiformes; Syngnathidae. The coding region runs from base 1 to 1491 and encodes 496 amino acids.